Messenger RNA from Cryptomeria japonica (Japanese cedar), 2056 nucleotides. Its product is annotated as alcohol acyltransferase 9. The record is from RefSeq and is a predicted model, not a curated record. The coding region runs from base 464 to 1798 and encodes 444 amino acids. Gene Ontology annotation, molecular function: acyltransferase activity, transferring groups other than amino-acyl groups. The transcript is spliced from 3 exons. Lineage: Eukaryota; Viridiplantae; Streptophyta; Pinopsida; Cupressales; Cupressaceae.
UUCAAAACAAUGGGUCGAGGAUUCAAACCUUGACAUUUUACCAGUCUAGAAACUCAAAAAAACCUCCAAAUGUCUGAUCCUUAAUCAUACCCCAUCACUGCAGCAGUGUCCUUUUAUAAAGCUCUAAAAGCUGCCACCACAGAUUGGCACUCAACUAUAGCACUUAAGAUUGAUUUGGUACGGGCAACCGCCAAAAUCCCCAAAUAGAGCAGAGAGAAUAAGGGGAAGUCAGGAUAAAAAUCUGGUGAAGAGUAACAGCUUAAUACCAUAAUCUUGGUGGGCAUUGGGUCAUGGUGGAGAAUCUUACCCUCAAAUUUUAUUGUUAGUGUGGAAGCCCACUUGGGUACUCUUUCAUUAUCUUACCGACCUCAUCCUCUACUCCUUUAAAUUCUUCCUCUCCUCUCUCUGCCUGUUUGAGUCCAAUCCCAUCUCAUUUUCAUCUUUUCAUCAGAAGCACACAACAAUGCUUCUUCCAGAUUUGCAAACUAGGACGCAGGCACCAGUUCUGGUGCCUCCAUCUCUGCCCACUCCCUUCGAAUGCCUUUAUCUCUCUAAUCUGGAUGACCAGCUGUUCCUUAGGUUUUCCAUCAAAUAUUUGUUUUUGUACCACAGAAAAGAUAAUGACAAGGAGAAUGAUGGAGAUGCAGGCGAACGUAUAAAGACUGCUCUGGGCAGAGUUCUUGUCUAUUAUUAUCCAUUGGCUGGAAGGCUGAGGAGAAGCGAGAAAGAGCCGGAUAAAUUAGAGGUUGUUUGCAAUGGUGAAGGAGCUCUGUUCGUGCAGGCUCAUUCUGACUUGACUCUCCAAGAAUUCCAGCGUCUCCCCAAGCCUUGCAAGUCAUGGAGGAAACUCUUACACAAGGUGCAGGCUGACAGUUUUGUGGACAUUCCACCGCUUGUAGUUCAGGUCACAGAACUAAAGGGUGGUGGAGUGGUGGUGUGUGUAGCAAUAAGCCAUUGCUUGUGUGAUGGCUUGGGAAGCUCACAAUUUGUCCAUACAUGGGCACAAAUUGCUCGAAAGGCAACAGAUAUGGACCCAUUUCCCUUGCCAUACUGGGGGCGAGAGCUACUAAGGCCUAGAAAUCCACUUCAAAUCCAAUAUUCACACCCUGAAUUCAGACCUGUCCCUGACCUAUGCAACUUGAAGAGCAGGUUGAGCAGCGAUACCUUAGUCCGCACUUCCCUCCGUUUCACCGGAGAUCAGCUCUCUGCUCUUAAAAGAACCGUUUGUAAUGACAAAGAUGGUACCACUUGCACAUCCUUUGAAGCCAUCUCCAGCCACAUCUGGAGGUGUUGGAUUAGGGCCAUGGGGCUACCUGGUGGGCAGAGCAUCAAGCUGCUCUUCAGCGCCAAUGUGAGGCACAAGCUCCAACCACAGCUUCCUGCGGGCUUCUAUGGAAACGCCUUUGUGCUUGCCUGUGCAGAGAGCACUGUAGAUGAGCUCACAGAGCGCCCUCUCUCCUACGCCGUACAGCUUUUGCAGAAGGCCAAGGCCAGACUUUCGGAUGAUUAUGUACGCUCCGUGAUUGACUAUUUGGCUGAUAAAAGUGUCCGGCCUGAUAUGGUGGCGAGUUUGGUGAUUUCACAGUGGUCGAGAAUGGAGCUAAUGGAAGUGGAUUUUGGGUGGGGGAAGCCCCUUCAUGCUGGGCCCCUUGCCAGUGACAUUUAUUGCCUUUUGCUGCCUUCUUCCUCUGCGCCGAAUGCUGCCCUAGAUGUUCUGCUCUCCCUGCCCGAGUCUGUUCUUCAUAGGUACGCGUUUUACAUGCGGAGCAUUUCAGAUUUUGCCCCCAAAUCUCCUUGAUCUGCUCAAGCCCCACAAAUGAUUUUGGAUGGAUGUCAAAAUCUUGACCUGUACUGGUGAUGGAUCACACAUCAUUGCCGUAAUCUUGUCAGCGAAAUAUCUCGAUGAUGAAUCAUCGAAAAUCUUUAAAGGCUGUCACUGUUGCAGAUUUUACCUCGGAAUUUCCUUGAUGUACUUAGGGCAAACCUACAAGUAAUAUUGGAUGCAUGUAAAGUAUUUUGACCUUCCUUAUGAUGGAUUGCACAAUUUGUCCUUUAA